CUUUCACAGUUAUUUCUCUAUGUCCUGUCUGACAGAGAGGCCCGUAUGAGACACACUAAGUGUGCGCAUAUUGGUUGAUUAUUUUCUGAUCUCCUCCCCUCAGUAUGCUGGGGCUGCUGCUAAUUGCCUGUGUGUUGCUGCAUGCUGCAAAAUCCAGACAGCCAGAUGAACCAAUAUAUCUUGUGACAGUGACCUCCCAAACAAAAGGGGGGAGCACAGAGACAAUCUGUGCCCACAUUGUUCUCCAGAAGGAACCACUCUCUUUUAUGCUUACCCUGGAAAUAGGUGCCAGUAGCACCACUCUAUUGGAGGAAUUAAUCACGGCAGAGUUCCAUCGCUGUGUGAAGUUCCAGGUUCCUCCUGUUGUCACUGAAACAACGGCAACUAUUCAAGCCUCUAUCAAGGGGGAAGAAACGUGUCUGAGCAAGAAGACCAAAAUCCUGAUCAAACCAAGCUCUUCCCUCACCAUCAUACAGACAGACAAGCCCAUCUACAAACCAGGGCAAACCAUCAAGUUCCGUAUUGUCUCUCUGGAUUCCAGCUUCUUGCUUCAUGAGCAAAUGUACCAGACUGUUGAGUUGCAGGACCCUAAUUCAAAUCGCAUUGCCCAGUGGUUGAACCAGUCAGUCACCACUGGAAUUAUGGACCUGUCCCACCCCACGACACCUGAGGCCAAGCAAGGCAUCUACACCAUCUCAGCCUGGACAAAGAGGGGCAUUAUGACCAUCCAGACUUUUGAGAUCAUUGAAUAUGUUCUGCCAAAGUUUGAGGUUACAGUCCACCUCCCUGAUGCCAUAUUUUCUCAAGAUAGAGAAGUAACGGUAAAGAUUUGUGGGAAGUACACCUAUGGGAAGCCUGUCCUGGGUUCAGUGAAGGCAGAGGUGUGCCGCAAGUUUCCAGCUUUCUACGGGGCAUAUUUUGGCUCUGGUGUUUGCAUGACAUACACUAUGAGGACUGAUAAGACCGGAUGUGCAACAAACAUCAUCAAUGCAACAAGCUUUUUACCUGCCCAAAAUCCUCAUCAAAGCCUUACUGUGGAGUGUGAGAUGGAGGAAGAUGGAACAGGUGUUGUUUUGAAAGGGUCUGGCAGUACACAGAUCGUCAGAGGUGAAAUCAGUCUAGAAUUCCAAGAUACUCCUUCAACUUUCAAGCAAGGAAUAAACUAUGAUGGAAAGAUCAUUAUAAAAGGCCCCCCCUCCUCUAUUGCCAACAAGACCAUCUUCCUUCAUGGACCACAGGCUUCUAUGUGGACAUUGACUUCUGACAGUGAGGGUGUGGCCCACUUUUCACUAGAUACCAGUUCUUGGUUGGAAGAAUAUGUCCAGCUACAGGCACAUUGCAACAAGGAGUCAGCACAAAUGGGGUUUGUCUUUGGUGCAUACGAUAGGUGCUAUGCAUCCCAUACAGCCUAUUUAUUUUAUUCAAAGAGCAUGAGCUUUCUGAGCAUCCAGCAUGCAAAAGAACCGCUUCCUUGUGAUCAGGACGGCCAGGUCCUGGCACGCUACAUCAUCCGAGGGCAGGAGCUUAAGAAGAAGAAGACACUAGACUUUUUCUAUUUGGUGUUGUCCAAAGGGAGCAUUGUGCAGUACGGGCAUUCUGAAGUGACGCUGAAUGCAGAAGAAGGUGACGUACUUCUUCGGAGGACGGAGUGUGGCACAGUGGUUAAGAGAGGGGAGUUCUCUUUCUCCCUGCAGCAGACUGAAGAUCUGGCCCCUUAUGCCCAGGUGGUGGUGUACACAGUGCUGCCUAAUGGAGAGGUUGUGGCUGACAAUUUCAACUUUCCCGUCCAGUUGUGCUUCAAGAACAAGGUGUCCCUCCAGUUCUCCUCCUCCCAGGAGCUCCCUGGGGAAAAGGCGUUCCUGCAGGUACAGGCCAAGCCGGGGUCACUGUGCUCCCUGAGGGCCAUCGACCAGAGCGUCCUCCUGAUGAGACCAGAGAAGGAGCUGAAUGCACAGAAGGUCUAUGAGACGUUGCCUGUCCAAAAGUUAUUUGGGUAUCCAUAUGCUGUCCAGGACAGUGAUCCCCCUCCCUGCCUUUCCCCAUUCACAUUUACAUCACACCCAGGGCAGAGGUUUCACCCAAUCCCACAACCAGGUUUUCUUGGAGUCCAAACUGAUGAUGUCUUUGCCAUCUUUCGGGCAGUUGGUGUAAAGGCCCUGACAAACUCAAACAUGAAAAAACCUGUUCCAUGCUUUCAAUAUGGCGGACCGAUGGGUUUGCCAGGUUUAGGAUUUGGGCAAGGAGGAGGAGCAGGAGUGGGAGGAUUCUCAGGAGGAGCAGCAGGAAUACCAGCAAGAGGAGCGGCAAAAAUAAUGCCGCAAUUAGUAGGGUCAGCAGGACCAUUGAGUGGAUCGGCAGUACAAGCAAUACUACCACCCAAGGAAACCAUUCGCACAUUCUUCCCUGAGACCUGGAUCUGGGAGCUGGUACCGGUGGGAGAUUCAGGCAGAGUAACAGUGGAGCAGACCGUCCCAGACACUAUUACCAAAUGGGGAGCAAGCGGGUUCUGCACCUCUCCAGCAGGAUUCGGCCUGGCCACCAGCACAAGCCUCACGGCCUUCCAGCCCUUCUUUGUGAGCCUGACACUACCGUACUCCGUCAUCCGUGAAGAGGUGUUCCCACUGAAGGCCACGGUCUUCAACUACCUCUCCAAGUGCAUCAUGGUGCAUGUCAGCCUGAAAGAGUCGGCACAGUUCACAGGCCAGCCGUGCGACGGCUGCCAGUACAGGCGAUGUCUCUGUGGCGAGGAGAGCGAGACCUUCACCUGGGUCGUCACGGCAACCACUUUGGGUCGGGUGAACAUUACAGUAAGUGCAGAAGCCCUGAGCACUGAGGAGCUGUGUGGCAAUGAGGUGGUCAUCUUGCCUGAGAGGGGACAAAUCGACACCGUUGUCCGUACACUGCUUGUGGAGCCUGAGGGCACAGAACAGACCAUCAGUCACAACGCACUGCUGUGUCCUCAAGAGGGAGCUGUGGAAAAGGUCAUUUCUCUGGAGCUGCCAGAGGUUUUUGUGGAGGGUUCUGCCAAGGCCUCACUUUCAGUCUUAGGUGACUUGAUGGGGCGUGCCAUGAGGAAUCUGGACAGCCUGUUGGCGAUGCCAUAUGGCUGUGGAGAGCAGAACAUGCUGCUUUUUGCCCCCAACAUCUAUAUCCUCAGGUACCUGGAGACCACAGAGCAGCUGACACCAGAGAUCAAGAGCAAGGCCAUUACCUUCCUGGAGAGUGGAUAUCAGCGAGAGCUGAACUACAAGCACAACGACGGCUCCUAUAGCGCCUUUGGACAGAGGGACGCUUCAGGGAACACCUGGCUCACUGCUUUUGUGAUGAAGUCUUUUGGAGGCGCAACUCGAUACAUAUUUAUUGACCCAAAAUACAUCACCAGUGCCAAAGUAUGGCUCAGCCUUCAGCAACAAGAAGAUGGCUGCAUAAAGUCUGUGGGGAAACUCUUUCACAAUGGAAUGAAGGGUGGAGUCAGUGAUGAGGUGAUGUUGACAGCCUAUGUUACAGCUGCUCUCCUUGAGCUGGGCACUAACAGCACUGAUCCCAUGGUGAACAGGAGUCUGGCAUGUCUGAGACAGGCCUCAGAUCAGAUCAGCAGCACCUACGCCACUGCUCUGCUCUCCUACACCUUCACCCUGGCUGGAGACAGUGUUAUGAGGGCUCGUCUCAUUGACCGUCUGGACAAAGUGGCCAUAAUCACAGAACAAGGCCGUCACUGGAAGAGAGUUGGGGCUUCUGGAGAAGGCUCUCUAGCAGUGGAGAUGACCUCCUACGUGCUCCUAGCCCUCCUCUCUGGGCCUCCCCUUUCUGACUUUGACUUGGGCUACGCCACCUCCAUUGUUCGCUGGCUGGCAAACCAGCAGAACCCUUAUGGCGGGUUCUCCUCCACACAGAACACAGUGGUGGCUCUGCAGGCUCUGACGCUGUACGCUGCUGCCACCUUCAGGAAGGGAGGUGCCAGCACAGUGACGGUGACCUCUACUGGUGGAUAUAAAAGUCAGUUCCAUGUGGAUGAGCACAACAGACUGCUGUACCAGGAGGAGCAGCUGCAGGAGGUGCCUGGAGUCUACAACAUUAAGGCCAACGGCGAGGCUUGUGCAUUUGUGCAGAUCGCUCUGCAGUACAACAUCCCCCCUCCUCCAGACUUCUCCUCAUUCACCAUCAGUGCCAAUGCGACAGGGGUCUGCAACAGUGCAAGGAAGACAUCCCUGACAGUUUUUGUGCAUGUUAGGUACAAUGGUGGGCGAGAGGAAACCAACAUGGUGAUCAUCAGUAUCCGUCUCCUGUCAGGAUUCCUCCUGGAUAAAAGCUCACUCAUACAGCUGAAAGCUCAUCCCAGUGUGAAGCGUGUUGAAGAGGAAGAAGGUCAUGUGAUCAUUUACCUGGAUGAGCUGAAGAAAAUGGCGCCCAUGUCGUACUUUCUGGUCAUUGUGGAGGACAUACCAGUGAGGAACCUGAAGCCUGCAGUGGUCAAGGUUUAUGACUACUAUGAUAAAAGUGAUGAAGCGGUGAGUGAGUACAGCUCCCCCUGUGCACAGAGUGAUGACUUAAACCAGCUGUGAAAGGUGGAGAUUGGACCAGCCACAUCACUCACAUUACGCAUCUCUUCAAAUUCCUCUUAUAUUUAAUGCUCAUAAUUUUAAUUAAGUGAUAAUGUGAUAUUAAAUAUAGAAUUAACCUUUAAGAAAAUGAUGUGUUGUGUAAACACCUCAUCACAAUUUGCUUGGCUUCCAAAUAUUUGGGACAUUAUCCAUUAAUAAAACAGAAAUUACAUUUUAA
Molecule: messenger RNA, 4779 nt
Organism: Anguilla anguilla (European eel)
Lineage: Eukaryota; Metazoa; Chordata; Actinopteri; Anguilliformes; Anguillidae
Product: alpha-2-macroglobulin-like
Exons: 36
Coding region: 105-4562 (1485 amino acids)
Cellular component (GO): extracellular region
Molecular function (GO): endopeptidase inhibitor activity
Source: RefSeq, a predicted model, not a curated record